Soboliphyme baturini is the source of this 378-nucleotide messenger RNA. Lineage: Eukaryota; Metazoa; Nematoda; Enoplea; Dioctophymatida; Soboliphymatidae. The record is from the annotation of a GenBank genome assembly.
AAAUGCCAGUGGAUGUCCUUGCAACUUUGCUUCGCCUUUCCUGGUGUCUCUGACUGCAGGGUACCCCACAUAAUAAAUAAACGAAUUCGAGUAAAACAAAAUGUGGUUUGUCCUUCUUUUAGCAGCUUUGCAUGGAGCGUCAACGAUCGCAAAUCAUUGCAUUCCGAAUAUGGUUUCAUAACGAUGAAGGAAGGCACGAACAUCGUUGCUCUGACAACUAUCAUGAACAACGGCAACACCUACGUAAAGUCCCUUUCAUUUGCGAGGGAUAUUCUAUUACUCGGAGGCAAAUUCGAACCUGCAACAUCGUUGCCCCUAACUCUGAAACAGAGCUGUUCUGAUUUGGGUCUCUCGAAUGACUUAACGAAGGCGAAUUGA